AUGCAGAAACACUACCCCGUGCACUAUAAAUACCUUCCCUUUACCCUUUCAUCUCGUUUUCUUCUCCGUUUCUCUCCAACCCUCCACUCUGUCUCCACUCUGGUUACCACUACAAACUCAUUUUGGCUCUGCCUUCCCGCCAAAACAUCCUCUGUGAUCACCAAGGAUUCGAGGUUCACCCUUGAAUUCUUGAACCUUCUUGUUGUUCGGUAUCUUCUUCACACACUCAGUCACCUUUACCCCGCGUGUGAGAGAUCCUUGCAGCAAAAGUGGAGUGAGAUUUCAUUUGAAGCGCAUCCAAGGUUGGCCAUAUUCUCUUCUCUUUCUCUCCCUCUAGGGGAAUAUAUCUCUAGAAGAAAAGCAAAAGUUGUUAGUUGUUACCCAUAA
Molecule: messenger RNA, 387 nt
Organism: Sphenostylis stenocarpa
Lineage: Eukaryota; Viridiplantae; Streptophyta; Magnoliopsida; Fabales; Fabaceae
Source: the annotation of a GenBank genome assembly